Dicentrarchus labrax (European seabass) is the source of this 3375-nucleotide messenger RNA. RefSeq names its product C-C chemokine receptor type 1. The coding region runs from base 268 to 1335 and encodes 355 amino acids. The record is from RefSeq and is a predicted model, not a curated record. The transcript is spliced from 5 exons. Gene Ontology annotation, biological process: immune response; G protein-coupled receptor signaling pathway; chemotaxis. Gene Ontology annotation, cellular component: membrane. NCBI's taxonomy places the organism in Eukaryota, Metazoa, Chordata, Actinopteri, Moronidae. Gene Ontology annotation, molecular function: chemokine receptor activity.
CAUGACCAGGAAAUCCUCUAUGUUAUUAAUUUUCCCAUCGACAAGUGAAACUAAAAAAAAUCAGGAACUGAGGAAAAGUGGACUAAUUCGUCAGUAUCUGGGUAAAAUUCCGUCAAGAAAACAGCUGAAAUACUCUCUGAAACAGUUUGUUCAUCACUUCACAUUUGAGGACAUCACAUCCAGAAAGAUCUGGACAGAGGAAUAAGGAGCCCUGAAGUGCAACUGUUUACUAUACCUGACAGGAAAAGGAAUAACUGAGAUAUCACCAUGUUAGUUUAUGGAGAAAAUGUGACUAUAUAUGAUUAUUCACAAUAUUAUGACGAGUCGGAAUUAUUCGCUCCGUGCAACUCCGUGGAUGUGAGGGAUUUUGGCAAGGUGUUUCUGCCCACUCUCUAUAGUUUGGUUUUCAUCCUCGGCUUCAUAGGUAAUGGCUUAGUGGUCUGUGUCCUGGUAAAGUACCGCCACCAGACCAACUUGACAGACAUCUGCCUCUUCAACCUGGCUCUGUCCGACCUGCUCUUCGUCAUCACGCUGCCUUUCUACGCUAACUACGCUGUGGUCAGCCAAUGGCUCUUCGGAGACUUCAUGUGCCAUCUCGCCGCUGCCUCCCACACCACCGGGUUCUUCAGCAGCAUCUUCUUCAUGGUGCUCAUGACGCUGGACUGCUACGUGGUCAUCAUGCACGCUCACACGGUGGUUCAGUACCGCACCCUGCGGGCAGGUGUUGCUCUGACCGUGCUGGUCUGGAUGCUGAGCUUCAGUGUGUCUCUGCCAGCUAUUGUCUUCACAAAGGUGACAAAUGAGUCUCACGGGCAGAGUUGUGACUUUGUCCCGGAAAACGAUGCAUGGAAGCUUUAUAACCUCUUCACUACAAAUCUGCUGGGUCUUGUGAUUCCCUUGCUGGUGAUGGUGGUGAGCUACUCCAGGAUCAUCCCCACUCUGGUGAACAUGAGGAGCACAAAGAAGCACCGAGUUGUCAAACUGAUCAUCUCCAUAGUGGUUGUCUUUUUCCUAUUCUGGGCCCCAUAUAACAUCUCCCUCUUCUUGGGUUUUCUGAAGGAUGAAGAGAAAUUGCAAGGUGACCCAUGCACCCUGGACUCAAAUUUAAAGCUGGCAGUGACAGUGACUGAGGCCUUUGCUUACACUCACUGCUGUCUGAACCCCAUCAUAUACGCCUUUGUGGGACAAAAGUUUAUGAAACGAGCCUUGCGGCUGCUGAAGAGCUGGGUGCCUGGAAUUUACUUUCCCUCCUCCAGAGAUCUGUCAGAUAGUUCAUACAGGAAAAGCUCUUUUAUGUCCAGGUCCUCUGAAGUCACCUCCACUAUCAUCAAGUAAGAGGUGGAGGGCAGCUGUAACAUGUUUGAUGGACAUCACCCGCAGAGUUUGACAUGUUUUCUUCCGGAUAGCUUUGUUAUUACUGCCAUGGUACCCUUGUUCAUGUAGUAUGAUUUUGUCUCACUUGUCACUUCAUCAGCAGGGGCGAUGUAGAGGGGUGGCAUGGGGUGGAACUUAACACAUGAAUUUAGAUUCAUUUUAAAGAUAACAUGUUAAAAACAGAAAACAGAAGUAAUAGGCUUAAAUGUCCACGUGUGACAUUUAGGAGGCUCUUUAGGUGGCAGAAAUGGAAUAUGAUAUUCAUAGGUAUGUUUUUUAUUAGUGUUUAAUCACCUGAAUAUAGGGAUUGCUAUGUUUCUGUUUAUAUUUGGAUGCCAUGGGUCGCCUUUCUGAUGUUUUGAUGAUCUGAUGAUUUCUGACCUUAAAUUUAUAUAAUAAAAAAAGAUGUUGUAUAGACUAUAUAAGAGUGUUUAACAGAAUUCUAUUGUAAAUAUUUAUUUGCUUUCUUAAAAUACUUUUAUGGGCUUUUGUUGCCUUUAAUCGAUAGUGACAGCUGUAGAGUGACAGGAAAGGGGUGCAAGGGGCCACAGGUCAGAGUCGAACCCAUGGCUGCUGUAGCAAGGACUCAGCCUAGGUACCAGGAUUCCCCGUGGGUCGCCUUUCAUGGAGGCUGUCAUGUUGCCAUGAGGCUGCUGCCAUGUUUCUACAGUAGCCCAGAAGGGCCAAAGUAAACUAGCUUUCGAUAGGCCCGUUCACACGCUUCACAGCCACCAUAGUUUCUUCUUCGCUAUAAAAAGGGGAGGGCGAAGCGACGGGGUUGCAAUCUACAAUUACGCCACGAAUGCUCUAAAGUUAAGUUCAGUGUAUUUGGAAAAGCUUUGGAAAUAAAACCAUUUAUUGAGUUUUAAUGCCACCUUUAGAUUUGCCAUUUUUUAUAUUAUUGUUAUGUUUUUUAGUUAAAAUAGCUUUUCAAAGCAAAUAUUGAUAUUUGGGAUUGUAUUUCUGCCACCCCUUAAAGUCUCCAUGCCACCCUCUGGCCACCCCAUGAAUAUUUCUCUAGAUCCAUCCCUGUUCAUCACCUUACAAUGCUUCUUGUACUGUAUCUGUGCAUAUUAUUAUCUGUAGACCAGUUUGAUUUCAUUUGCACUUUGAAUUUGCACUGGAAUAUUAGUGUGAUCUAUCUGAUCUCCUUCAUCAUCUUGUAUGAUCUCAGGUAUUUUUUUAAUGCAGUGCUCCUUAUUUUCCUGCUGACACUGGAGGAAACUUAGUGCCACUGCAAAUUGCACCUCUUGACUGAAACUAUGUUCUCGUUUGUAACAGCAUGUAACCACAAAGUUUGUUGUGCUUGCUGUGUUUAAAAUGUUCCUGCUUUGUUUUUUUCUGUUCACACAUUUAGUGAUAAGCCUGCACGUUGGUAAAAAAACAUUCAUACUUUGUGGAAAAGCUACCAUUUUUUAAAGAGGCAAAAUACUCAUAUGGAAUUGUUUUGUUCACUUUGUUGGUGGAAAAAGUUAUUCAUUCAAACAUUUGAUGAUGAAUCGAGCUACAAAGAUAAAACUCAAAACAGGGUUAUGUGGCACCUUUUGCACCUUAAAACGUCAUACAUACCUGAAACUUUCCAUACAAUUUCUUGAUGUUGUUUUAUGCCUCACAUUUCAGUCCUUCCAGGAUUUCGUGGCCUGUUGGUGAUUGUUGCUGCCUAAAAUGCCGGAUUUUCAUGGCAGCUUUUCUAUAAAAGAAAUUGCAAUGCAUGUUGCAAUGUACAAUUGCAACAUGCAAGGUGAUUUUUUUUUGUAUAAUUCAUUAAAAUCAAAGGCAGUUUGUUCCAAUAAGAAUAAAAUCACUAGAAGUUUAGUGACAAAUGGCUCAACAUUUGCUAUGAUUGGUGAAACUCGCCGGACAUUUGUAUAUAGAUACUGUAUAUUGCAUAUUUGCAUUUUUGUAGUGUUUUAUACUGAAUACCUUCUUUUUUGUUAAUGUGUCAUGUUAUGAUUGGUUUUGUUUACAAAUAGAGAUUAAUAAAGUUUUUUUUUGUUUUUA